CCCCAAAGAUCACCGAGAGGUCGACAUGGCAACAUUCUCAGCCAUCCUGCUGUCGGUGCUGGCGCUGGUGACGGCUGCCCAAGAGAUUCAGACACUUCAAGAUCUAUCCAACACGCUGCUCCUCAACCAGCUGGCAAUGUCCAACAUGCUGGCUGAACGCGACUCCGGAACCAGAGUAAUAAGAGAGUGGCUGAACGACCUGCAAUCAAACAUUACCUCCGAAAUAGCGGCUUUGCAGAACGUUGUUAAAGCUAAUGGUGUUCCCCAAGAUGCUGGUAAAGGGGUCGUGGAGUGCGUGGCACCGUUUGUGGACGUGUAUGGUCACUGUAUCUUCGUGGAGACGGCACUGACGGGAACUUGGGAAACAAUGAGACGUCACUGUCAGCAGAAGGGCGGCGAGAUUGUCAAGGUUGACUGUGGCAACUUCAUGUAUUACCUCGUCAGGUACCUUCACAGUAACGGUCUGGCUAAGUUGUCUUACUGGGUCGGUGGGAGAGAUGAAGGCCACGAGGGAUCUUACUUCUGGACUGAUGGUACCCAGGUCAAGAUGGGAACCCCCUUUUGGGGUGACGGCAUUACUGACAAUAUUCAGGAGCCCGACGGAGGAACCACUCAAAACUGCAUAGCAAUGUUCAGGGAAGAUCAUUAUUUUUUCUUUGAUCUUCCUUGCCAGGAAAUUCGUGGAGUUAUUUGUGAGAAACUGAAAUUGCCUUAAAUUGUCAUAGCUGCCUUCUAUCCUUGAAGUAUCAGCUGCCUCCUGACCUUGGAGUAAUACUUACCACCUGACCUUGGAGUAACUCUUACCACCUGACCUUGGAGUAACAUAUACCUCCUGACCUUGGAGUAACACUUGCCUCCUGACCUUGGAGUAACACUUGCCUCCUGAUCUUGGAGUAACUCUUACCACCUGACCUUGGGGUAACACAUACCUCCUGACCUUGGAGUAGCACCUGCUCCCUGUCCUAGUACUAACACCUGACUUGCGUUUCUCAAGGAGCACCUCCGAGGCCUGGCAGGUCAUCACUAGGACCAAGUGUGUACCUGGGGCAUUUAGCUAAUACAAUAUGUAAUAAUAAAGUGGUGAACUCUUUGAUUCAUAUGAUAAAUUAUAAUAUACAUGAUUAAUGAGAAAAUAAUUUGAGGUUCCUGCAACUUGAACUGCACACGAGCACUCCCCCAAGCUGUACAACACAUGUACACUCCUCCAAACUGUUCUGCACAUGAGCACUCCUCCAAGCUGUACAACACAUGAGCACUCCUCCAAGCUGUACUGCUCAUGAGCACUCCAAAUGUACAGCACAUGAGCAUUCCUCCUAGCUGUACUGCUCAUGAUCACUUCUUGAAGCUAUAUCAUUAAAUAAUCCAAUUUCCCUUAACCUUACCCAUAACUAGGGGCUCUAUCUCCCCUCUCCUCUUAUCUCGAAAAUAAGGGUAAAUUAUGGAUAAUUAAGGUGAAAAUAUAUUUUCACAUAUUAUUCAAAUAUAUCCUAAUUUAUCCCUAAUGAACCCUAAUUUAUGUAAUAUUAUCUUAAUUUAUGUAAUAUUAUCUUAAUUUAUGUAAUAUUAUCUUAAUUUAUGUAAUAUUAUCUUAAUUUAUGUAAUAUUAUCUUAAUUUAUCUCAUAUAAUCUAUAUUUAGGUCAUAUUAUCUUAAUUUAUGUCCUAUUAUCUUAAUUUAUGUCAUAUCUUAAUUUAUCCAUAUCUGACCCUUAUUUAUGUCAUAUUAUCUAAAUUUAUCCCUAAUUUACCCUUAUUUAUGCAGCCCAUCCUCCAAAAAUGGGGUCAUUAUGACAUAUUACCCUAAUUUUUAAUAAUUUAGAAAAUGUAGAGGGGUCUUAUCUUCAAUAUAUAGAAUAAUUUCAAGGUAAAGGGGGGGUGGGGGUUUAUUAAGCCCUUAAUUAUAGGUUAGGUUAAGAAAAUUUGAUUAUUUAAUGAUAUAGAUAUAGGGAAUCUUAUCGCUUUCCUUAGAAUAUGUGUAAAAUGGAAUUCAGAUCCAGGUAUAAAGUUAGGUACAGGCUGGUUAAUUUAAGCUAAUGAAGAGAAAAUGCCCAAUAAUAACACAUUUCCAUUAACCCGGGUAAUUGAGGUUAGAAAGGCUGGCUUGCUUGUAAUGACGUAAAAACAAACAUGGCUAAGAAUAAGAGGCAACUUUGGACCAAGAUCCUGGUAUCAGAGGCUAAGUCCAGGGCGGUUGGGUUGAUGAAAAAAAAAACAAAAAAAACUUUCCAAACGUACGAUACAUUUGACGUUAGGUCAAGGCAUGUUAGGUUCAGGGUUGUUGAGUCCACAUCCGAAACAAAACAUUGCUAGAAAUGUUGAACAAAGAUCCUAACUAGGUAGCUGAAUUGAUGUGUAAAACAAACACUUUUCUAGCAAUAUAGUUGCAAUAUUGAGCAUAUACACAGGCAGGUUUAGCACAGGGUAGUUAGGUGCAUAUUCAAAACAACACUUUUCUAAGAAUAUAGAUACAAUAUUCAACAAAGAUCCAUGCAGGUUAGGUACAAGUCAUUUAAGUUUAUAUCCAAAAUCAAUCCUUUCAAAACAAUGAAGUUGCAAUAUUCAGCAAAGAUCUAUGCAGGUUAGGCACAUGUCUGUUAGUGUUUUAACCCAAAUUAACACCUUUACAAGAAUAUGUCAUAAUAAAGGUUAGGCCCUAGGUGGUUAAGUUGUGGUAAUAUGAGGAAAAAUGACUUGUAACUACAAGGCAAUAUUACACACUUAUGUAAUAUUGAGUGUAAAUGUGUGUUUUAUGCUGAGUGUUAUGAUUUCGUGUAUUUUUAGUGUAUGUAUAAGUGGAACACUGUGUGUGUAUAGUGAUUAAUUGAUGUGAUAUAGUGAUUAUUUAUGUGAUUAAUUGUUGUAUGCUAGUAUGACUUUUAUCUCAAAUUAUUAUUAAGCAGAUUUUUUUUUAUUUCAAUGCGUCAUAAACAUCCUGGUUCAACCAUAUGAACAGUAUGUUGGUUGGUAUUUAAUCACGUAAUUACGAUAUUUGGUGUGUUUGAAUAAAUAGGAUAAGUUCACAAUAUUUUUGGACUUGCGUUAAUAUUAUGGUUACCUUGCUGAUUGUCAUGCAUCGAUAUGAAUUAACAGUACAAAAGUUUCACUUGGGGUGAAUUAGCUGUUGGGAUACUGAAAUCUUGUUCUUAAGUCACUGCACAUCCUCUUAUGUGUACCCUAUAUAUUUAAGACUCAGAACUGUAAUGUCAAUCCUGACCUUAAGAGUUUCCUAGAAGGUUGUAACAGAACCCAUGGGCUCCAUUCCAGUACCAAUUCCUAUUUGAUAUUCCAAGAGUGCGACUUAACCAAACUAGAAAUGCUCUACAAAUCAAGGGACCCAGAUUGUGGAAUGACCUCCUCAAUCAUGUCAAAGGUUGUACCUCUCUCAACCAGUUUAAAAGAAAAACUAAAUACUAUUUCUAAUGAACUCCUUGUAACUUACUUUACUCCUUAAAUGUCAACCUAUGUCUUGCUAUUUUCAAACAAUACUCUUUGUUGAGCAAGUUGUAUAAUUGCUGAUUUCUGCCAUGUUCCCCACUCCUCCCUUUUUUCCUUAUUUCAACACAAUUUAUACUUUAAUCUCAGUUAGUAUUAAUCUUUAGUGUAAGGGGUUUUUCUCCCCACACUUUGCCGGAAACGUUGUAUUAGUUACUUUAGGUAUUAUAUGUACUAACUCUAUCUAUAAAUCAAACAUUAUGUUUGUAACUCAUCUUCUAUGUACGUAUUUUUUCCUGAAUAAACAUUUUGAUUUUGA
Messenger RNA from Procambarus clarkii (red swamp crayfish), 3749 nucleotides. Its product is annotated as tetranectin-like. NCBI's taxonomy places the organism in Eukaryota, Metazoa, Arthropoda, Malacostraca, Decapoda, Cambaridae. The record is from RefSeq and is a predicted model, not a curated record.